Molecule: messenger RNA, 5353 nt
Organism: Procambarus clarkii (red swamp crayfish)
Lineage: Eukaryota; Metazoa; Arthropoda; Malacostraca; Decapoda; Cambaridae
Source: RefSeq, a predicted model, not a curated record
GUUUGUUGUGUUUACACUGGCGGGCGGCGGCUUACCAAGCCCGGGUUGUGUCCAUCACACCACUAAACUUCAUAUAUCACAUCACAUACUUCAUAUAACAGGCACGAGAGACAUCUCCCGUCACGCAGGGUGCAGUCGCACCUCCACAGAUCUCUUGAUAAUAGUAAUGGCUCAAAAGGGCCACCACUUAGGGGCUAUUCAUGCCCGUGCCACCUUUUGUCUGGCUUAAUCUUCAAUCAAUUAAUCAAUCAAUAUAACAGGCAUAUAACUAUAUGCCUGUUAAGUAGAAGAUUUUAAUUGUUAAUAGCAUUAUAUUGUCGUUUUAUUAUUGAACACAUACACAGGUGAAACGUCCGAAGCUGUUGGUGACCGAUGUGGUAAAAAUAUUAAGUGUUCGAUGUGGUCAAUGUACCGAGUGUCUUGUAUCCUCCCCACACCCGCGCACAGCUGAUAUUUGUAAUUGUAAACACACACUGGUCGCGAUGAAACCUUCCAAGCUGACAUUCAGCGAACAUGAGAAGACUCUGCUGUUUUCCCUCAUCUCCCGGGAGAAGCAGGUGUUGGAGUGCCGAGACAACAAGGCCCAAAGUCUGGAGGAGAAGCGCGAGACUUGGGAGGUGGUAACGGCACGUUUUAAUAGCGAGGCGACAGUUGCCAGGACGGUCGAGGAGCUGAAGAGGUGUUGGAUGAACCAGAAGUACCGUGAGAGGUACCAUGAGAGAGUGAAAAUGAUGACUAAGUUCUGCUGCAUGCCCAACUGUGACAGCUGUUCCAGAACAGCCAGGCUCUUCAGAUUCCCGAAACAGCCAAAAAUGGCACUGAAAUGGAGACAAAUUAUAGUCCAGGAUAAAAUUAAAUCUUUUUACAUCACCAAGAAUAAAUUUGUGUGCGAGCACCACUUCAGGGACACGGAUUUUAGGCCGCUUGAACCUGGAAAUUUAUUUAGGGCACUCAAGCCACAUGCUGUGCCUAAAAUCUCUAGGAAGUCUCAACUUAAAAAGAAGACAUUCAGUACUCCAUUUGACACAGAUGAGGUGGUAGAGAGAACAGGGCAAGGAAUGGGAAGCUCCUCUACGAGCCAAUCACUACCUUCCACGAGCCAACUACUACCUUCCACGAGCCAAUCACUACCUUCCACGAGCCAAUCACUACCCUCCCCGAGCCAAUCACUACCUUCCACGAGCCAAUCACUACCUUCCACAAGUCAACGUUAUAAUGAAUCGAGAAAACCUCCAUAUGUCUACUGGCAGCUGUGUGUUCAGGCAAUUGCUAAUGCCCCGAACAAACAAAGGACUGCGAGGGGUAUACAUGAUUACAUCAUGAAGCACUACCCGUACUUCAUAAAAAAUAAUAAUUUCCUGAGGAGCACCGUGUGUCCUACGCUCUAUUGCAACAAAUGCUUCGUCAAAGUCCCAGAAACCAGAAAUGAGGAAGGUUUAUGCCUCUGGAAAAUUGAUCCAGCAUUAGAGUGUGAAUUAGUAAGGAAAGCAUUCAAGCCUAAACAGUCCAUGUUGAGGACGCAGAAGAAACAUCAAUUGUAUAGUAUGAAGAUGAAGAUCUCGGACAGAAAAUCAUCAAUUAGCAAAUUAGCAUUACAAGAUGAGCCCUCAGCAUUUGAAUAUGUGAGCUGCUCUGAAAAAUCUGCAAAUGAUGGUCCUGCCACUGUUGACGGUAUGGAUGAUGAAGUUGAUGGUCUUGCCGAUAUCGAUGCUUUGGCUGCUGACGUUGAUGGUCUUGAGGAUAUUGAUGCUUUGGCUGCUGACGUUGAUGGUCUUGACGAUAUCAAUGCUUUGGCUGCUGACGUUGAUGGUCCUGCUGUUGCCUCAACCACUACAUUUAGCACAUCCAGAGCACCAUCUUUACCACCACCUCAUCAACAUUUGCAAGGAAAAGCCGGGAAGUACAAAAAAUGUCACGUCAACUUUACAGGAAAAUACCGGAAGUACAGGCAAAGAGGUGGCCAGGUAGUAGAGAGAACAGGGCAAGGAAUGGGAAGCUCCUCUACGAGCCAACCACUACCUUCCACGAGCCAACCACUACCUUCCACGAGCCAAUCACUAUCUUCCACGAGCCAACCACUACCUUCCACGAGCCAACCACUAUCUUCCACGAGCCAACCACUAUCUUCCACGAGCCAACCACUACCUUCCACGAGCCAACCACUACCUUCCACGAGCCAACCACUAUCUUCCACGAGCCAACCACUAUCUUCCACGAGCGAAUCGCUACCUUCCUCGAGCCAACAUUAUAAUGAAUCCAGAGGCCCAGAAGCUCAGUGUCUUUCAAAACCUCCAUAUGUCAUUUGGCAGCUGUGUGUUCAGGCAAUUGCUAAUGCUCCGAACAGACAAAGCACUGCGAAGGAUAUACAUGAUUACAUUGUGAAGCACUACCCGUAUUUCAAUUUAAAUAAUCAUUUAUGGGAGAAAACCGUGCGUCCUGCACUCUGUUGCUACAAGUUCUUCGUCAAAGUCCCAAAAAUGAAAGAUGAGGAAGGUGUAACCCUCUGGAAAAUUGAUCCAGCAUUAGAGUGUGAAUUAAUAAGGAAAGCAUUAGUGCCUAAACAGUUGCAGAAGAAGAGGCGGAAGAAACAUCUAUUGUAUAGUAUGAAGAUGAAGUUCUCGAGCAGAAAGUCAACAAUUAGCAAAUUAGCAUUACAAGAUGAGCCCUCAACAAUUGAAUAUGUGAGCUGCUCUGAAAAAUCUGCAAAUGAUGGUCCUGCCACUGUUGAUGGUAUGGAUGAUGAAGUUGAUGGUCUUGCCGAUACUGAUGCUUUGGCUGCUGACGUCGAUGGUCUUGACAAUAUCGAUGCUUUGGCUGCUGACAUUGAUGGUCCUGCUGCUACCUCAACCACUACAUUUAGCACAUCCAGAGCACCAUCUUUACCACCACCUCAUCAACAUUUGCAAGGAAAAGCCGGGAAGUACAAAGAAUGUCGCGCCAACGUUACAAGAAAAUACAGGAAGUACAGGCAAAGAGGUGACCAGAAUGAAUCCAGAGGCCCAAAAGCUCAGCGUCUUUCAAGACCUUCAUAUGUCUCUUGGCAGCUGUGUGCUCAGGCAAUUGCUAAUGCCCCGAACAGACAAAGCACUGCGAAGGGUAUACAUGAUUACAUCAUGAAGCACUACCCGUAUUUCAAAAUAAAUUAUAAUUUAUGGAAGAACUCCUUGCGUCCUGUACUCUCGUGCUACGAUUACUUCGUCAAAGUCCGGAACACGAAAGAUGAGGAAGGUUUAACCUUCUGGAAAAUUGAUCCAGCAUUAGAGUGUGAAUUAAUAGAGAAAGCAUUCAAGCCUUCACAGUUCCUGAUGAGGAGCCGGAAGAAACAUCUAUUGUCUAAUAUGAAGAUGAAGUUCUCGAGCAGAAAGUCAUCAAUUAGCAAACUAGCAUUACAAGACGAGUCCUCAACAGUUGAAUAUGUGAACAGGUUUAAAAAAUCUGCAAAUGAUGGUCCUGCCAAUGUUGAUGGUACAGCUGAUGAAGCUGAUGAACUUGCCGAUACUGAUGGUUUGGCUGCUGACGUUGGUCAUGAUGAUAUCGGUGCUUUGGCUGCUGACGUUGAUGGUCCUGCUGUUGCCUCAACCACUGCAUUUAGCACAUCUAGAGCACCAUCUUUAACACCACCUCGUCAGCAUUUGCAAGGAAAAGACGUGAAGUACAAAAAAUGUCGCGACAACGUUACAGGAAAAUACAGGAAGUACAGGCAAAGAGGUGGCCAGGUGGUAGAGAAAACAGGGCAAGGAAUGGGAAGAUCUUCCACGAGCCAAUCACUACCUUCCAUGAGCCAAUUGCUACCUUCCACGAGCCAAUCACUACCUUCCACGAGCCAACCACUACCUUCCUCGAGCCAAUCACUACCUUCCACGAGCCAACGUUAUAAUGAAUCGAGAGGCCCAAAAGCUCAGUGUCAUUCAAAACCUCCAUAUGUCGCUUGGCAGCUGUGUGUUCAGGCAAUUGCUAAUGCUCCGAACAGACAAAGCACUGCGAAGGGUGUACAUGAUUACAUUAUGAAGCACUACCCGUAUUUUAAUUCAAAUAAUAAUUUAUGGAAGAACAUCGUGAGUCCUACGCUCUAUUACAAAAAAUACUUCGUCAAAGUCCGGAACACGAAAGAUGAGAAAGGUUUAACCCUCUGGAAAAUUGAUCCAGCAUUAGAGUGUGAAUUAAUAGAGAAAGCAUUCAAGCCUUCACAGUUCCUGAUGAGGAGGCGGAAGAAACAUCUAUUGUCUAAUAUGAAGAUGAAGUUCUCGAGCAGAAAGUCAUCAAUUAGCAAAUUAGCAUUACAAGAUGAGUCCUCAGCAUUUGAAUCUGUGAGCUGCUCUGAAAAAUCUGCAAAUGAUGGUCCUGCCGAUGUCAAUGCUUUGGCUGCUGACGUUGAUGGUCCUGCUGUUGCCUCAACCACUACAUUUAGCACAUCCAGAGCACCAUCUUUAACACCACCUCAUCAACAUUUGCAAGGAAAAGCCGGGAAGUACAAAGAAUGUCGCGACAACGUUACAGGAAAAUACGUGAUGGACGGACAAAGUGAUGGCCAGAAUGAAUCGAGGGGCCCAGAAGCUCGGUGUUUUUCAAGACCUCCAUAUCGCGCUUGGCAGCUGUGUGUUCAGGCAAUUGCUAAUGCUCUGAACAGACAAAGCACUGUGAAGGAUAUACAUGAUUACGUCAUGAAACACUACCCGUAUUUCAUGUCAAAUAAUUUAUGGAAGAACACAGUGCGUCGUGCACUCUAUUGCAGCAAAUACUUCGUCAAAAUCCCAGAAACGAAAAAUGAGGAAGGUACAUGCCUCUGGAAAAUUGAUCCAGCAUUAGAGUGUGAAUUACUAAGGAAAGCAUUCAAGCCUAAACAGUCCCUGCUGAAGAACCAGAACAAACAUCUAUUGUCUAAUAUGAAGAUGAAGUUCUCGAGCAGAAAGUCAUCAAUUAGCAAAUUAGCAUUACAAGAUGAGUCCUCAGCAGUUGAAUAUGUGAGCUGCUCUGAAAAAUCUGCAAAUGAUGGUCCUGCCAAUGUUGAUGGUACGGCUGAUGAAGUUGAUGAACUUGCGGAUACUGAUGCUUUGGCUGCUGACGUUGAUGGUCCUGCUGUUGCCUCAACCACUGCAUUUAGCACAUCCAGAGCACCAUCUUUAACACCACCUCAUCAACAUUUGCAAGGAAAAGCCGGGAAGUACAAAAAAUGUCGCGACAACGUUACAAGAAAAUACGUGAAGUACAGACAAAGAGGUGACCAGGUAGGUUGGGAGACAGGUACAGAAGCUGUCACUGGACACUCCACCUGCAAUACCCUCUUGGUGGCAAUAUAAAUAUAAUAAACUAGAGUGAAUAAGUUUCUGGAUUAUGUAUUGACAGGCGAGGCAGC